AUGGGUAAUCAGUCAAAAACGUGCGUGCAUGCACGCAGGGGGUCGGAAAAGAUAUCUUGGAAGAAAGAACCUGAAAGAUAUGGCUUCAUGGAUCGGGUUUACCCCUCCGGCCUUCAGAAUCGAACGCACGAAGCGCGCGCGAUACUCGCGCGAUCGUCCGCGGGACGACGCGCAGAAGCGAUGACGCGCGCAUCCGCGCGCGCGCGGCGGGCGCCCGCGCCUAAGGACCCGCCCGCCGCGGCGACGAGGGCGACGAAUCGAGGGGCCGCGGGCGAGAAAAAAUCGCAAAAAAGGAAGCGCCCGUGUGAUGACGACGCAGCGCGCGCGGCCCCUCCCGCGAAGGCGGCCGCCGCGGAGGUCACGCUCCCGUCGCAGCUCUCGCUGCCGCGCAUCAAGAUCGGAAGAGAAACGUCCGACGAGGCCGCGCGUCUGUCGAACAAGAGCUCGGACACGACAACGCGCGUCGCCGCGGACGCGGACGCGGACGACGCGUCCACGCCCACGGUCCGCGACGCUUCGGGCGAAAGAUAUGGCGCGACGGGGAAGCGUCCGCUCGCCGCGCCCCCCUCCGCCGCGCCUCCCUCCCGCGCGACGAAGCCGCUGCCGCGCGUGCGCACCAAACGCGUCGAGAAGUCCGCGUCGCUCGCGAAUCUGAUGCCGUCGCCGAACACGAACACCGCGACCGCGCUCGCGGCGGAGGACCUGGUCUUCGCGCGCGAGGGGGGCGCGUCGGAUUUCGCGGACGACAUCGCGCGCGGCGUCGUCACCCCCAAGUACGCGGACGUGCCGUUCGAGGAGCUGUUCGAGUGGAAUCCCAGCAAUAAUUCGCCCACGCUCGCGGCGGCGGAGGCUGCCGCGGCGUUCCGAACGGAGGCGACGCUAGAGGAGCGCGAGAGGAGCGCGACGGAAAGGGGGCUCGAGCCGGAGGAGAUGACGGCCAUCAUGGCGGCGCGCGCGGCGGCGGCGCGUCGCGCCGACGCCGAAAAAAACCGCCUCCCCGGCGCCGACGCGCGCGCGGGUCACUCGUCGCGAUGCACGCUCGCCGAGCGCUUGUCGCGACACAAGGAGGAGUGCAUCAUGGCGUCGUCGUUCGACCCGCCCGCGAACCUCGUGCGCGCGGAGGCGGCGGCGAAGGACGACGCGAACGCGAUCGCCGACGCGAUCGUCGACGCCGACGCGAACGCGAACGCGAACGCGACGAGGGGGGAAGACGCGCGCGGGGAGAAGACGAAGAAGAUGGCGGCGGCGGACGUCGCGAGGACGCUCGUCGCCGCCGCGUUGGAGAAUCACGUCGCGGUGGGCGCGCGCGAGCCGCGGGACGCGGCGUUCAAGAAGCGACGGCAGUCGCUGGUGUCGUCGAUGACGAGCUCGGAGUCCCAGAAGAUUACGCUCGCCGAGCUCGUGCGGCAAAACUCGGUGAGCUCGGCGUUCGCGUCCGAGGCGGCGGCGGCGGCGGAGGGAAAAGCCGUCGAGUGCUGA
This is a messenger RNA of Micromonas pusilla CCMP1545, 1479 nucleotides long. RefSeq lists its product as uncharacterized. The record is from RefSeq and is a predicted model, not a curated record. The transcript has a single exon. Bases 1 to 1479 code for a protein of 492 amino acids. Lineage: Eukaryota; Viridiplantae; Chlorophyta; Mamiellophyceae; Mamiellales; Mamiellaceae.